UCUAAUAAAAGACAAGGGUAGUGGACAUUCACAAAAGCCUUUUGGUCCUAACCCAUAAGCCACACAUUCAGCCAGGUAACCAGGAUGCCAGAACCAACUAAGAAAACAGUAUCAUCCUUCAGCAAGAAACCCAAAAGUCAGACUGCUGAGCUAAGGGCUGUGGUAAUCUUUGAAGCAGAGACAGAGAAGGCAGAUGCUAAAGUAAGAUGGCAACGGGAUGCGAAGGACAUCACAGUCAGUGACAAAUACACAAUAAUCGCAGAGGGCAACAAGCACUCGCUCACCAUAAACAAUGCCGGCCCAGAAGAUGUGGCAGAAUAUGCUGUUAUUGCUGGGACCUCGAAAGUUAAAUUUGAGCUUAAGAUCAGAGACGCAGAAGCCAAGGCACCAGCCAAGGCACCAGCCAAGGCACCAGCCAAGGCACAGCCUGCUGCUCCGGCUGCUGUAGAGUCCCCGACAGAUGCAGCGCCCCCUGUUGGUGCUCCAUCAGUCACCCCUCCAGCCACUGAGCAUCCUGCUGGGUCUCCAGCAGUACCGGCCAAAGCUUCAGAUGCCAACGGCCAUGCCCCAGACCCUGGAGCUCAUGAUGAAAGCCAUCAUUCUGACACUCGGCAGGAUCUGACAGGACUUUUCACAGACAAGCCUCAGAGUGGAGAGGUGAAUACGGGAGAGAACAUCACAUUUGUGGCGAAGGUGUGUGCUGAGUCCCUGCUGAAGAAACCCACAGUCCGCUGGUUUAAAGGCAAGUGGAUGGACCUGGCCAGCAAGUCAGGAAAGCACCUGCAGCUGAAGGAGCUCUAUGACCGCAACUCCAAGGUCUAUACCUUCGAGAUGCACAUCAUUGGUGCCAAGCCUAACUUUGCUGGAGCGUACCGGUGCGAGGUAACAUCCAGAGACAAGUUUGACAGCUGCAAUUUUGAUCUGAUUGUACACGAUGCCCGAACAGCGGAUGGGUUUGAUAUUCGCACAGCUUUCAGACGCACGAGCGUGUCUGCAGGCAGUAAGAAGAUGUCAGGACAUGGCAGUAGCACAGAUGCAGGUGAUGACUCCGGAGAGCUGGACUUCAGUGGUUUACUUAAAAAGAGAGACAGUUUCUUAAAAAGUGGCCAACGCAUGGUCCAGACGAACACUGAGCCCGAGGUGGACGUGUGGGAGAUCCUCCACAAAGCUCCCCCCUCCGAGUAUGAGAAGAUCGCUUUCCAGUACGGCAUCACGGACCUGCGGGGCAUGCUUAAGCGACUGAAGAAGAUGAAGAAGGAAGAGAAGAAGAGUGCAGCUUUCCUCAAGAAGUUGGAUCCGGCCUACCAAAUCGAAAAGGGGCACAAGAUCAAGCUGCAGAUCGAAGUGGCCAAUCCUGAUGCGGAGGUGAAAUGGCUGAAAAAUGGACAGGAGAUCCAAAAAACUGGAAGCAAGUACAUCUUUGAGAGCAUAGGCAACAAACGCUUCCUCACCAUCAACAACUGCUCUCUGUCGGAUGAUGCCGCCUACACCUGUGUAGUGGGCGACGAGAAGAGCUUCACAGAGCUCUUCGUUAAAGAGCCUCCUGUUGUGAUUGUACGUAAUCUUGAGGAUCAGAUGGCAAUGAAGGGAGAUCGAGUUGAGUUUGAGUGUGAGGUGUCAGAGGAAGGAGCCAGUAUUACCUGGCUUUCAGAUGGAGUGGAGCUCACACGUGAUGAAUCCUUCAAGUAUCGCUUCAAGAAGGAUGGUUGCAAGCACAUGCUGAUCAUCAAUGAGGUCUCUAAGGAGGACUGUGGCCACUAUCGCGUGAAGACCAAUGGAGGCCAGUCUGUGGCUGAGCUGAUGGUACAGGAGAAGGAGCUAGAGGUGUACCAGAGCAUUGCUGACCUGACAGUGAAAGCCAAGGACCAGGCAGUCUUCAAGUGCGAGGUGUCCGAUGAGAACGUCAAAGGGAUCUGGUACAAAAACGGAGUGGAAGUGAAGCCUGAUGCCAGGACCCACAUCACACACAUCGGACGGAUCCAUAAACUCACAAUUGAUGAUGUGCGGCCAAAUGAUGAAGGAGACUACACCUUUGUUCCAGAAGGCUAUGCUUUCAACCUCUCUGCUAAACUCAACUUCCUGGAGGUCAAGAUUGAUUAUGUCCCACGUCAAGACCCUCCCAAGAUCCACUUGGACUACACAGGCCAAACUGCAGAUUCUACCAUUUUGGUUGUUGCUGGAAACAAACUGCGAUUGGACGUGCCAAUCACUGGAGAUCCCGCUCCCACUGUGGUUUGGACUAAGACAGGGAAGGUCUUAUCAGAUGCAGGUGGGCAUGUCCACGUGGAAAGCACGAAAGGGCACUGCAUCUUCACUAUAGAGGGGGCAGAACGCCAGGAUGAGGGCGUGUACUCUGUUAUUGUGCGGAAUCCAGCAGGGGAGGACACCGCUGACAUCAAUGUGAAAGUUGUCGAUGUGCCAGACCCACCUCAGGCUCCCAGAAUCCUCAGCGUUGGAGAGGAUUCCUGUAUUGUCCAGUGGGACCCUCCACUAUUUGAUGGGGGCCAGCCAGUUUUGGGCUAUGUUCUCGAGCGGAAGAAAACAAAGAGCUAUAGGUGGAUGCGGCUGAACUUUGACCCCUAUAAGGACACCACAUAUGAGGCUAAGAGGAUGAUUGAGGGUAUGACCUACGAGAUGCGGGUCUACGCUGUGAACUCCAUUGGAAUGUCACGUCCCAGUCCUGCCUCUCAGCCAUUUGUGCCUGUCGCCCCUUCCAGUGAGCCCAUUGGCUUGUGUGUGGAUGACAUCAGUGACACCACGGUUUCACUGAAAUGGAGGACUCCAGAGAGAGUAGGCUCUGCUUCAAUCGAGGGCUAUGGUGUCGAGUACUGCAUUGAAGGCUCUGAUGAAUGGAUCCCAGCAUUCAAGGGCCUCACAGAGAGAACUUCUGUAGUCAUACGUGACCUGCCCACAGGAGAGAAGAUGCAGUUUCGUGUGCGGGCGUAUAACGUGGCUGGUCCCAGCCCCGCUGCCACUCUGCCCCAUGCCAUCACUGUGCGCGAGAUCAUGCAGCGUCCUAAAAUCUGGCUCCCUCGCAAUCUCCGCCAAACACUCAUGAAGAAAGUAGGGGAGACCAUUAACGUGGUGAUCCCUUUCCAGGGGAAGCCAAGACCAAUGGUGACCUGGAUGAAAAACGGCGAGCCUCUCGACCCGAAGCAGGUGAGCGUGAGGAACAGCGACACAGACAGCAUCUUCUUCAUCAGAAAAACAGAACGCAGUGACUCGGGGGUAUAUGAACUCAAGGUGCAGAUUGAGAAUGUGGAGGAUAAGGCCAGUGUGACCAUUCAGGUUGUGGACCUGCCAGGGCCUCCUCAGAACCUGAAGCUGAUGGAUGUGUGGGGUUUUAACGUAGCAUUGGAGUGGAAACCACCCAAGGACGAUGGCAAUUGUGACAUAACUGGCUACACCAUCCAAAAGGCUGACAAGAAGACCAUGGAAUGGUACACAGUUUAUGAGCAGUAUCGUCGCACUAACUGUGUGGUGUCUGACCUGAUCAUGGGGAACGAGUACAUGUUCCGGGUGUUUUCUAUGAACGUGGUAGGCCUGAGCCCAGAGCCCUGCACCUCUAAAAACAGUGCCUAUAUCCAGAAAACAGGUAUGGAGUAUAAGCCACCCUCCUACAAACAGCAUGACUUCUCAGAGGCACCAAAGUUCACACAUCCCCUGGUGAAUCGCUCAGUCAUUGCAGGGUAUAAUGCCACAUUGAGCUGUUCUGUAAGAGGCAUACCUAAGCCCAAAAUAACAUGGUACAAGAACAAGAUGGACAUCUCGAACGAAGCCAAGUACCGCAUGUUCAGCAAGCAGGGAAUCCUGACCCUGGAGAUUCGGAAGCCGUGCCCAUUUGACGGAGGUGUGUACACAUGUAAAGCAGUUAAUGCCAGUGGAGAAGACGUGGUGGAGUGCAAGCUGGAGGUUCGGCCUCAGGUCAUGAAAGAGGAUAUCAAGAAGUGAGACACACAGCAGACUCGUCUCCAGGUUUGGACACAGUGGGACAAAAAUGCUCCCAUUUCAGUCUUCCAAACUCAAAGCUGAACUCAGGACAUCAAAGGUCAUACUGCAGAGUAGAAAGAUUUAAUUGUCGUUAUUUGCUUGUUCACCCAAGUUCAUGCCCGGAUGCCCUAUCUUACAUGCAUCAUCAAUGCUAGAAAUGCAUUGCUUAAUCUUUUCACUCAUCAGCUUUGCUUAUUGUUGUGCUCAUUUCAUUUCGCUGAGGUGGUUGAUCAUUGUGGAGUCUAAUUACCAGUAAACACCAUGUGCUUCACUCUGUUA
Messenger RNA from Electrophorus electricus (electric eel), 4269 nucleotides. The record is from RefSeq and is a predicted model, not a curated record. Lineage: Eukaryota; Metazoa; Chordata; Actinopteri; Gymnotiformes; Gymnotidae.